AUGUGGAACAUGGUGGGCAUCAGCAGCAGGUGGCAGAGCAUGGAAAAUGGCAGGAUGGUGGUGCACCUGAGCAGGGGUGCCAAACCAAGGCAGGGCGCCAAUAGCUGUCAUUGGGGCGAGCCUCUGGUGGUUACUGAAAAUUAUUUGCUCCCACAUGCUGCGGUCCUGCCUGGCACUCUCAACUGCUGCCAGCACCAGAGCUGCCACUUACACCCAAUGCUGGUGCCAGAGCCACCCCUCACACCUGUUUCUGGCACCCAGUGCCGGUCCCAAUCACCCCUGAGGGCUUAUCCACCUCCCCCUGCCUCCUGA
Molecule: messenger RNA, 312 nt
Organism: Pipistrellus nathusii (Nathusius's pipistrelle)
Lineage: Eukaryota; Metazoa; Chordata; Mammalia; Chiroptera; Vespertilionidae
Source: the annotation of a GenBank genome assembly